This is a messenger RNA of Grus americana (Whooping crane), 1073 nucleotides long. RefSeq names its product SH2 domain-containing protein 1B-like. NCBI's taxonomy places the organism in Eukaryota, Metazoa, Chordata, Aves, Gruiformes, Gruidae. The coding region runs from base 587 to 991 and encodes 134 amino acids. The transcript is spliced from 6 exons. The record is from RefSeq and is a predicted model, not a curated record.
AUACAGGUGUGUCUGAUAUCAAGAAGAACCUUUGUGACAUGCUUUUGAGGAGACUUGCAAGGCAAGGAAGGGUAUUUCCCGCACACUUCCGCUAUUGCCUUGGUAAUGGGGACUUGUUUUAUUGGUUUUACCUUCUUCUUCUAGUUCUCCUCCCCAUCCUGCCAGGGGAUGAGGAGUGAGCAAGUGGCCACAUGGCGCUCAGCUGCCGGCUGGGGCUAAACCACAACAAGGGAAAUAUCCAAAUGUCAUCUUUUGGUAUUCCCUUGUCUUCUGUGUGGAUCAUCAGCAAGGUGGAUCCUGGAAUUGCACCACACAAGUUCAGUGUCACAGGUGUGACCAGUGUAGACAAAGCAUCUCCCUUUUCCUGCCCUCACUGCAUUCAUGAGCAGUCAGCACGGGCUGACAGCUGACUUCACUACAGCAGGUCAGUGAUAUCAGCACAGAUGAACACUCAUGUGUACUUAGCACCUCCAAUUUCAGCUGUCUGCAGACAGCCACAUUUGGAGUAAGGUCUUCUUUUAAUGCCAGGCUUCUGACUUUCUCUGGAAUUAGUUUGAAAGGUGAGAGACCUUAUUUCCUUUUGUCCAUGGAGUUCCCAUUUUUCCAUGGAAAGAUAACAAAAAAAACCUGUGAAGAACUGCUGAGCAAGAACAGAAAGAAUGGUAGCUAUUUAAUACGAGAGAGUGAAAGCGUGGAAGGAGCCUUGUGUCUCUGUGUUUUCUUUGAAGAAAUCAUCUACACUUAUCGUAUCUUCAGGGAACACCACGGAUAUUUUAGAAUACAGACUUCUGAAGGUGUUCCCCAGAGGAUAUUUGGAACGUUAAAGGACCUAAUAUACAAUUAUGAAAAGCCAAAUCAAGGACUAAUUACAAACCUUCGCUACCCAGUAAAGAAACCAAAGGCCUCACAAAGAAGCCAGAGGUUCAAGUCAGGAAAGGAUGACGUUUAUGAUGAAGUUUAUGAAAGCGAUUACAUCACUGUCUUACCGUGAACAAUCUGCAACCUGAUGAUUUGGGAAGCUGCCCUUUGGGGCUGUGCCACAGCAGAACGGACCAGCCGGGGAGAGCUGCCAG